GGAGUUUCAUAUAUAUCGAAACGACAUCCCGAAAUCGAAAAAAGAACAGGGAAAUUCCAAAAGAGGAGUCGGAGGCAAAUCGCGAUCCAGGAUUGAUCUCAGAAACCCUAGAUUCAAACCCUCUGAUAACAAAUCCAUUUUCUGGGGUUUCUUGAGCAUCAACUGACAUUCAUGCCCACGAAAAUUGAGUUUUUUUUUUUCUCUUCAUUUAACAUCAACGUGAAGGAACACUGAGAGAGGAGCGGAUCGAUCAAUGGUGAUUGUAUCUGUGUGGUUGUUCCAGUGGAGUUGAUUGAGGGAGUGUGGGAAUUGAGAUGAGAGGUGAGUGUUUGUGGGGACAAUGAAUGGAGGGUCAUUGGGUAUGCGUUCAGGGAGUUAUGGCUCAUUGCUGCAGCAGCAACAACAGCAACAACAACUUCAGAACGGUGGUUUGUUGCCCGUUCAAGCGACGCCGCUUCCUCCUCCUCUUCCGGGCUAUUCCCUUGGCCGCAAGCCGCCCAAGAUGGUCAAAGAGAAGGAGAGGUUUGUUCAUUGGAUCUGUAAGUUUGCCGGCCGCAAGAAGGUUGGAAUGCUGCUGCUUUGCGUAGUCUCUGCCGCGGUUUUCGUUUGGGUUUUGUACGUUGGCAAAGGUGAAGAUGCACGAGAAGUUGAUAGUGUGGGAAAACUUGGAGCCAAUGGCAGCCCGGCCUUCGUUUAUACUAAAUCUUUUAGUACACGCUCUCUUGAUUUAUACAGAAUGAACAAUAGUUCUUUUGUGAGAAGUGAAAGUGUAGCGCAGCCUCCUCCUCCUCCUCCUCCUCCUCCUCCUCCUGCCCCAGUGUUUUUGGGGUAUAACCUUCCUCCAGGGCAUCCAUGUGAAAAUUUUGCAUUGCCGCCCCCACCAGCCGAUAAAAAACGAACUGGACCACGGCCAUGUCCAGUAUGUUACCUUCCUGUGGAAGAAGCCAUCGCCUUAAUGCCAAAAUACCCAUCACCUUCUCCCUUACUUAAUAAUUUAACAUUUGUCUAUGAGGAAAAUUUAACCAAAGGUGAUUCAUUUGGCGGCUCUGACUUUGGUGGAUAUCCUUCUCUGGAUCAGCGGGCUAAUUCUUAUGAUAUAAGAGAAUCAAUGACUGUGCACUGCGGAUUUGUCAGAGGAGCUAUACCCGGUCAGCGGACAGGAUUCAACAUGGAUGAUUCUGACCUUUUUGAGAUGGAGCAAUGUCAUGGUGUGGUUGUUGCAUCUGCAAUAUUUGGAAACUAUGAUGUGAUACAACAGCCAAAGAAUAUUAGUGAUGCUGCAAAAGAGAAUGUCUGCUUCUAUAUGUUUGUGGAUGAAGAAACCGAAGCUCAUUUGAAGAAUUCUUCUGGUUUGGAUGACAACAAGAGGGUUGGAUUGUGGAGAAUUGUUGUUGUUCACAACCUCCCUUACAAUGAUGCAAGACGCAAUGGAAAGGUUCCAAAGCUUCUACUGCAUAGGAUGUUCCCUAAUGCUCGCUAUUCUCUGUGGAUUGAUGGAAAGCUUGAGCUUGUGGUGGAUCCAUUUCAAAUUCUUGAAAGGUUCCUGUGGAGGAAAAAUGCCAGUUUUGCAAUCUCGAGACAUUAUAGACGCUUUGAUGUGUUUGUAGAAGCUGAGGCAAAUAAAGCUGCUGCGAAGUAUGAUAAUGCAUCGAUAGAUUUUCAGGUUGAGUUUUAUAAAAGUGAGGGUUUAACACCAUAUUCUGAGGCUAAGCUUCCCAUUACAAGUGAUGUGCCUGAAGGGUGCGUGAUUGUAAGGGAACACAUUCCUAUUAGCAACCUAUUUACUUGCCUUUGGUUCAACGAAGUUGACCGUUUUACUUCCAGGGAUCAAAUAAGUUUUUCCACCGUAAGAGAUAAGAUUAGAGCAAAGACAAAUUGGACCGUCAAUAUGUUUUUGGACUGUGAAAGGCGUAACUUUGUAGUUCAGGGGUACCAUAGAGAUGUACUAGAGCACAUGGCUUCUUCAGUUGCUCUGCCUCCCCCUCUUGUGCUGGCUGUUGAGCCCCCACCGUUGGUUAAUAAACUGCCUGUGCCACCACCACCCCCACCACCGCCACCGCCUCCUGAGAUCUCAACUGUGAGGGUUGUAAGUAAUCCAGUCACAAGGGUCCCAGCAAAGCGCAGCAGAGAAAGGAGAUCCAGUUCAAAGCGUCACCGGAAAGUUGUGGCCGGUGCUAAGGGCAUUGAUUCAAGUUAAAAUUUUGUUAAGUUCAAUGGAUCAGUGGAGUGCGGUAGUAUUGCUGAUGGCAGUGAAGAGUUGGAAGUAGAGUGAAAUGGUUGAGGUGGCCAAGUAACAGCAGCAAUGGUGACAAUGCAUUAGUAGCAGUGGUGGGACAGGAAAUGAUAUAGGU
Molecule: messenger RNA, 2351 nt
Organism: Vitis vinifera (wine grape)
Lineage: Eukaryota; Viridiplantae; Streptophyta; Magnoliopsida; Vitales; Vitaceae
Product: probable hexosyltransferase MUCI70
Exons: 10
Coding region: 341-2197 (618 amino acids)
Source: RefSeq, a predicted model, not a curated record